AUGUGGAGCCAGAUCCUCGAUCUCCAGCUCGAUUUCAGAGACCCCAUCACGGCUCUGGAGUACUUGAAAUAUGGCGACCAUGCCGAAGGGUAUCAGCUGGUCGACUUGUUCGCCUACAAAGCCUGGUUCCUCAUGACACGCGGCGAUUUCAAGUGUGCUGAGCAGUUGAUCGAUGCCAUCCCUGCCGAAAGGUUCUCGCUGGCAUGUCGGGGUCUCUGUCGCCACUACUCCGACAAGAAGAAUGGCGACGCGGCGAAUGGGUCCUUGGAAGAUCACAAGGACGUAUUCAGCGUUAUGCAACCAGCGCUGAACAUUGUGUGCAAUGAACUUGGGUCCCGAAGACUGAAGGGGGACCAGACUACCAGUUGGAAACCUGGAUGCUUCGUUCCUCCUCUUGACUAG
Molecule: messenger RNA, 402 nt
Organism: Fulvia fulva
Lineage: Eukaryota; Fungi; Ascomycota; Dothideomycetes; Mycosphaerellales; Mycosphaerellaceae
Exons: 1
Coding region: 1-402 (133 amino acids)
Source: RefSeq, a predicted model, not a curated record